AUGAAAAUACCUUUCUACUUGGUAAUCGUUAUUGCACCAACAAUGGCUUUUCAAUGUUUUCGAUGCAAUAAUGGAAUUGAUGAUAAGAAUGAUAAUGUUAAGCAAUGCAUUGAUCAGAAAAUUGAAUGUCCAAAAGGUACAAAAAGUUGCUCAACAAUUUUGUAUACAUCUGAAAAGGAUAACGAAAUUCAUAUUCGGAAAUUUUGCACAACCCCGGGAACACCAAUACCGCAUUACCUUCGUUUAUUUCCCAGUAGUGCUAUAUGUGAAAAUAUUUUUACGAACCAAGACGAGGUGCAACUUACGUCACUGCUAAAAGAAAGACGACGUCGUGAAGCGUCACCACCAGCACCACCUCGACAAUACAAGAAUAAUUUGCUAUGCAUAUGUGCUACAUCAUUAUGUAAUGGUGGUAUUCAUAGAGAGAUCAUCGAUAGGAUUACAUCUGAUCCACCAAGGCAUAAUAUCGAUUUAUCGCUACAGCAAUUAAAUGAUUGA
Messenger RNA from Brugia malayi, 498 nucleotides. RefSeq lists its product as uncharacterized. The record is from RefSeq and is a predicted model, not a curated record. Bases 1 to 498 code for a protein of 165 amino acids. NCBI's taxonomy places the organism in Eukaryota, Metazoa, Nematoda, Chromadorea, Rhabditida, Onchocercidae. The transcript has 4 exons.